AUGAUGCAGGAAAUUCACGAUCACGAAUUCAAACUGGAAGAUGGCGUUGUUCUGAUUAGAGGUACGGACAUUGAAACCAUCUAUGCCGUAACGCCAGAGGAUCAUCCACUUCGAGCUAUGGCCACGCAGGCUGCAGUCUUUGCUACGGUUGAGUCUGAUAAAGCUCCUGAGUCCGACGACGACGACUCUGAUCUCGAUGAUGAUGAUUCUGAGCAUGGUGAUGACGAUCCAGAUAAUGAGAAUUUUGGUGCUGGCCCCGAGGACGACUCGGAUGAUGAGAAUGAUGACCACUCCCGUGCGGACUCAUACGGCAUGACAGUACUUUCAAUUAGCACUCUUGAUCUUAAUGAUACCGGUGCUGAUAUAGACGAGGACGAUGAGGAAGAUAGUCACUCCCAUGCAGACUGGUACGGUACCCAAGUACUGGAAAACGACGGGCUUGACCUCGUGGAAGACGAUGAAGAGGAUGAGGAGAAUAGCCAGUUCCUUACAGUCUCGUCCGGUACCACAGUUGUACAAAACGACAGUUUCGAUAUUGAAGAUAUCACUUUUGAACUUCAAAGCAUUCUUCUUGAUUACGAGAUCUUUACUCUUGAUCUCGAGAUCUUUAUUCUGAAUCUUGAGAGUGGCAAUCUUGAUCCCGAGGAAGGUGAUUCGGAUGAUAACGAGAAUCAUGCAGUUCUUGAGGAAGAAGAUUCGCAUGUCGAUGAGGUCGAAGAUCCUGAUCCUGAGGAGGAAGAUACGAAUGUUGAAGAGGACGAAGUUUCUAAUCUUGAGGAGGAGGAUUCGGAUGAUGACGGUCUCAGCCACUACAGCAAAGACUCGUACGGUACGCCAGUUCCCAAGAAGGUGAACAAGCCGUAUUGGAAACAGAAAAGAGACAUUCCAGGAUUUGUUGACGAUUUCGCUGCCUGUUUUGAGCGAAUGACCAGCAGAUACGACUUGCUGGAGCAGGAUUUCGGUGACUAA
This is a messenger RNA of Hymenoscyphus albidus, 969 nucleotides long. Lineage: Eukaryota; Fungi; Ascomycota; Leotiomycetes; Helotiales; Helotiaceae. The record is from the annotation of a GenBank genome assembly.